Oncorhynchus kisutch (coho salmon) is the source of this 2360-nucleotide messenger RNA. RefSeq names its product ras-related protein Rab-35-like. Bases 1336 to 1971 code for a protein of 211 amino acids. The record is from RefSeq and is a predicted model, not a curated record. The transcript is spliced from 8 exons. Gene Ontology annotation, molecular function: GTPase activity; GTP binding. NCBI's taxonomy places the organism in Eukaryota, Metazoa, Chordata, Actinopteri, Salmoniformes, Salmonidae.
GAUGAGACAAGAUAAAGCACACUGAGCAAGAUGGGGUGAACAGAGAGGAGAGAGAAGCACAUGAUUUGGAUGUGAGUGACUCAACAACACUCAUGUGUGGCCUGAAGACGUCGGGCCGUUGACUAGUCUAAGGCUCCGACCUUUCCUGAGUCAUCCCCCCCGGAACGGUCAAUAGAUCCUCGUAUUUCUCCUUCCGACUGACCUGCACAAGUCAUCGCUAUUGAUCAUUUUGUAGCACGACGCGUUUGUAAUGCGCAUAGAAACGUAGCUACUCUCGAGGAAUUAUUCCUAUACCGUUAUCUAGCCGAGUUGUGUUUUGCGCUCAUUACAUUUUUAUGACAAAGUAACUUUUAACUUCGUCUGUGGGUGAGCGGCUAGCAAAUAGCAAUUCCCAAAGAUCCCGGAUACAAACGAAUCUAGCCUCAGCUCAGGCAGUCACUGCUGAUCCUAGCGGUUGAUAAUGUCCUCUGGUUACAUGGUAGGGUAUGGGCCAAACAAGGGAGCUGAGGAAAGCCUGAAACAAACCAAAUACUGUGAAGGUGCCCAACAUUUAUUUUCCCAUAGCUCAGAGAGGAAGUGUAACCAAGGGAUUGAGACCGAAGCAGUUCAAUGGAUGAAAAUGUUGCAUGGACUGUAGAUUGAAAGAGGAAGUACUUCACCCUCUCAGAUUUUUGCUUUCGGUCUCUGCUUGUCCAGCCCUUCAGGCCCCUCUGCCUGUUAUUUUGUUUCUUGUAAGAGGUGCGUGAUAACUUGACGCAGAGAUGACAGCAAGACUGUGGAAUAAGCAAGAGUGGUAACUGAGAAGAGCAGUGACGUGAAUUCUUACAUCCGUAGGCUACCCACUGGAAUAUCUAAGUAUUAGCUAAUCAAGCAACAACAAUCCAUCUAUCUUGGACACAGACUAACAACUAUGAGCACUUUCAAACGCUCAUGGAGGAAGUGACUGACUCUGCCAGACCGCAAUUUGACGAGGAUAGUCUCUUUGCCCUUGUGUAGAGUUUAAAGUGUCAGAAGUCCUUCAACAUCUGUCACUACAGCCCAACUAAGGGGGAAAAACACAUUUCUGCACUGGACUGGUAGAAAGAAAACUUAGGUGAACCUGUGAGUCGGAAUAUGGUGCUGCAAUGAACUAGGAAUCCCCUACUGGAGUUAGUGGAAGGAACUGGAACUGAGGUGAAACCCAGAACUAACCGAGGCCUUAGCACGACAACGGAAUGCCAUGUACUAAACUGGAAAUGCGCUUGAUUUAACUGCAUUUGGGAAGACUGGAAACUGUUCCUGUGGAACGGCAUUUAUUGGGAGAGAUUACUGAAACCAACAGCACUGUCUGCAGAAAUGGCGGGCCCGGGAAAGGACUACAACCAUCUCUUCAAACUGCUCAUCAUUGGAGACUCCAAUGUAGGGAAAAGCAGUCUACUACUACGAUUUGCAGAUAACUCCUUCUCUGGCAGCUACAUCACUACAAUUGGUGUGGACUUUAAGAUCCGUACGGUAGACAUAGACGGGGAGCGAGUCAAACUGCAGAUCUGGGACACGGCGGGCCAGGAACGCUUCAGGACCAUCACUUCAACGUAUUACAGAAAUACCCACGGUGUGAUUAUUGUUUAUGACGUCACCAACCCAGAGUCAUUUGUGAACGUGAAGAGGUGGCUUAAUGAGAUCACUCAGAACUGUGACAACGUCUGUAAGAUCCUAGUGGGGAACAAGAAUGACGACCCCUCCAAGAAGCAGGUGGACUCCCAGGAUGCAAUGCAUUUCGGGGAGUCGGUGGGAGUCCGGGUAUUUGAGACGAGUGCCAAAGAAAAUAUCAACGUUGAAGAGAUGUUUAUGGCUUUCACUCACAUGGUCCUUCGGACAAAGAAGCAGAGUCAGAGUCGUGCAGAGAGAGAGCGGGAACGAGAGAAGGAAACGGUUGACAUCAACUCUCACAGACACAGAGAGAGGAGGAAGAGGGGGAAGAAGUGUUGCUGAGGGAGAAAGGGAGGAGAUUUUCUAAGAACAGGACAGACCAAUGGAGAGUCGAGCAUCCAAAGUCUGUCUGCGCUCAUGUGGAAAGAGCCAGGACAUUACAUGUUGACAUUGCACUGAGUGAAGAUUACAAGAGGUUAAGGACAGAAAACCACUGUUACGUGCCAAAUUUUUACCCUAGCAGUUAUUUUUUAUGAAUGUAUAUUAAUGUAAUUUUAUCAUUAAAAAGGAAACUGGAUCCCCGAAGUCUCAAACUGUUAUUAAAACCCCUAAUUUAGGAAAUACACUAAUGACUUCAAGUGACUAGAGUGAUGCAUCUGUCUUAUUUGUAAUGAAAAAGACUGUCAUGUGACAAAUAUAACAUCUCAAUAAACAGUGAGCAAUAAAGUCAA